CUCCCUCUCACUUCUACCAAACAAUUCCAGCGUCACUUAAUUAUUCGUCAAUUGAUUACCCGCACGCGCUUCAAAGCACCACCACCGCUCAUCGGAUUACACUCAACUCCCCCUUCUUACUCGUAUCUCAAUAACGCAGGUGGUUGGCCCUGUGAAUCAAAAACCACGACGUAACACCAUCAUGUCGUCUUCUACUGGUCCUUCUGCGCCUCCUCCCGUCAACAAGACUCUGGAUCUUGACGGCCACGAUCUGCCCCCCUCACCCACUCCAUCAAGCCCUAGCAAUGGCAAGAACAAGUACUCGCUCGCAACUGAGCUCGUCUACACUGAGUCAAACGACCAGUACAACGCCAGCAGCGUUCCCAUCUACCAGUCCGCAACCUUCAAAGGCGAAGGUAACGAAUACGACUACACUCGCUCGGGAAACCCCACCCGCACCCAUCUUGAGCGUCACUUGGCCAAGAUCAUGAAUGCCCACCGCGCGCUGGUCGUGACUUCGGGCAUGGCUUGCCUCGACGUUAUCACUCGCCUUCUUACUCCUGGCGACGAGGUCGUCACUGGCGAUGACCUCUACGGUGGUUCCAACCGUCUCCUCAAAUACCUCUCAACCCACGGUGGCAUUGUCGUUCGCCACGUCGACACCACCAACCCCGAUUCAGUCGCUGCCGUCCUGUCUGAAAAGACUGCUAUGGUUCUUCUCGAGUCCCCCACCAACCCUCUCAUGAAGGUCGUCGACAUUCCCACCCUCUCCUCGCUCGCCCACAAGGCAAACCCCAAAUCGCUUGUCAUCGUCGACAACACUAUGCUUUCGCCCUACCUCCAGAACCCUCUCGAUCUGGGCGCCGAUGUUGUUUACGAGAGUGGUACCAAGUACCUCUCCGGUCACCACGACGUUAUGGCCGGUGUCAUGGCUACAAACAGCCCCGAGCUGGGCGACAAACUCUACUUCCCCAUCAACGCCUCGGGUUGUGGUCUCAGCCCCUUCGAUUCUUGGCUGCUCCUCCGCGGUAUCAAGACGCUGGCUGUUCGCAUGGAAAAGCAGCAGGCCAACGCCAUGGCCAUUGCCAGAUACCUUGAGAGCAAUGGCUUCAAGGUUCGCUACCCCGGCCUCAAGUCACACCCUCAGUACGACCUUCACUGGUCUCAAGCUCGUGGCGCAGGCGCCGUUCUUGCCUUCGAGACCGGUUCAACCACCAUCUCUGAGAGAAUUGUCGCAGCCGCCAAGAUCUUCGCCAUCUCAGUUUCCUUCGGUUGCGUCAACAGCUUGAUCAGCAUGCCCUGCCGCAUGAGUCACGCCAGCAUUGACCCCGCCACUCGCAAGGAGCGCGCUUUGCCCGAAGACAUCAUCCGUCUUUGCAUCGGUAUCGAGGAUGUAGGCGAUCUCCUUGACGACCUCCAACAGGCUCUGGUCAGAGCGGGUGCUGUGAAAAUCACACCCGAUGGCAUUGAGCCCCUUGAAGUCCCCGAGGGUGAGACAAAGAAGACCAGAGAUCUCACUGACGAGCCAUGAUCAUUGCAUUAGUUUCUUUCUACUACGGAGGAGUUCUUUGAGACUCGGUUCUCGGCACAGCUGCUCUAGUAAGGUGCGAACUCACUGAGAACUAGCUCCUCCUUCCUGUACAUACCUUUUUCUUUCGGAGAGAUUUGGGAUCAUAGCAGGCGCUCCGAUACAAUAAAAAUUACACUUCCAAGUUCGAACCA
Molecule: messenger RNA, 1701 nt
Organism: Aureobasidium pullulans EXF-150
Lineage: Eukaryota; Fungi; Ascomycota; Dothideomycetes; Dothideales; Saccotheciaceae
Product: cystathionine beta-l
Exons: 1
Coding region: 182-1510 (442 amino acids)
Biological process (GO): 'de novo' L-methionine biosynthetic process; transsulfuration
Cellular component (GO): cytoplasm
Molecular function (GO): pyridoxal phosphate binding
Source: RefSeq, a predicted model, not a curated record